GCACAUCUUGUCGAAACAUGAUGUCUAUGAAGAUGGUUGAACUUUUAAAUUCUUGAGAAUAUAGUUUCUGUAUUGUAUAUUACGCUAUCGGGUAGAAGUAGCUUCUGCUGUGUACAAGAAUAGUUAGCCGGAAAUGGAAAACAAAGGGAGUGUGUUGAUGCAGCGGUAUGAAUUGGGGCGAAUACUAGGCCAAGGAACCUUUGCCAAGGUUCAUCAUGCAAGGAAUCUUAAAACCGGUAUGAGUGUGGCGAUUAAGAUAAUUGAUAAAGAGAGGAUCUUGAAGGUUGGAAUGAUUGAUCAGAUUAAGCGAGAAAUUUCUGUCAUGCGACUGAUUAAACACCCGAAUGUUGUGGAGCUUUAUGAGGUAAUGGCCAGCAAAACCAAGAUUUACUUUGUCAUGGAGUAUGUCAAAGGCGGCGAGCUCUUCAACAAGGUUUCCAAAGGCAAGCUAAAGGAGGAUGUUGCUAGGAAAUAUUUUCAGCAGCUCAUCAGUGCUGUUGAUUACUGCCAUAGUCGAGGAGUCUGCCACCGAGAUUUGAAACCAGAAAACCUACUUUUGGAUGAGAAUGAGGAUCUAAAGGUUUCAGAUUUCGGAUUGAGUGCCCUUGGUGAAUCUAAGCGGCAAGAUGGUUUGCUUCAUACAACUUGUGGAACCCCUGCAUACGUUGCUCCAGAAGUAAUAGACAGGAAAGGAUAUGAUGGUGCCAAAGCUGACAUUUGGUCUUGUGGAGUGGUAUUGUAUGUUCUAUUGGCUGGCUAUCUCCCAUUUCACGAUUCAAAUCUGAUGGAGAUGUAUAAGAAGAUUGGUAAGGGCGAGUUCAAAUUUCCUAACUGGUUUUCGCCGGAAGUACGCAGUUUGCUGUCAAAGAUCAUGGACCCCAAUCCAAAUACUCGGAUAUCCAUUGCCAAGAUUAUGCAGAGUUCUUGGUUCCGCAAGGGUUUGGUCCAAAAGCCGGAAAUUGCUGAGGUACCAAUGAAGGAGCCAUCCCCUCUGGAUGUUGAUGCAAUUUUUGGACCAAAUGAAGACAGCAAUUCUUCUGUCGAGUCAAAGCAAGAAUUAUCAAAGCCGUCUAACUUGAACGCGUUUGAUAUCAUCUCCUACUCCGCAGGCUUUGACUUGUCUGGAUUGUUUGAGCAGACAGACCAGAAAAAGGAAGUGCGGUUUACAUCCAACAAAAUGGCCUCCACCAUCAUCUCUAAGCUGGAGGACAUUGCCAAGCGUCUGAAGCUAAAAAUAAAGAAGCGGGAUGGAGGAUUGUUGAAAAUGGAAGGGUCCACGGAAGGCAGGAAGGGGGUGCUGAGCAUUGACGCCGAGAUAUUUGAAAUCACCCCGACUUUUCAUCUGGUGGAAGUGAAGAAGUCUAGUGGAGAUACAUUGGAGUAUCAGAAGGUCAUUAAGAAAGAUAUCAGACCAGCUCUGAAGGACAUUGUUUGGACUUGGCAAGGGGAGGAGCAGCAGCAGCAGCAACAAGAAGAAGAGCCACGACAACUAGUGCAGGAGCUGCCGCAGGGACAAGAACAUGUAGGGAAGCAAGAACCGCCACAGCAAGGGAAGCAAGAGCAACAGCCUUCUCUGGCACUCCCAGUGCAUGCAGUCUCACCCCAGGAUUCGUAACAAUCGAAUAAAAAAAUGGUAGCGGAUUUGAUUGUAGUAUGUGAUGAUAUGAACCUUGUUGGUCUAGUAUUGAGAAACAUUAGUUUUUCUUAAACUAAGCGUGGUGGCGUGAGGAUUCAUGUAAUAAAAUUGCUUUUUUUAUACA
Molecule: messenger RNA, 1760 nt
Organism: Pyrus x bretschneideri (Chinese white pear)
Lineage: Eukaryota; Viridiplantae; Streptophyta; Magnoliopsida; Rosales; Rosaceae
Product: CBL-interacting protein kinase 2-like
Exons: 1
Coding region: 134-1615 (493 amino acids)
Biological process (GO): protein phosphorylation; signal transduction
Molecular function (GO): ATP binding; protein kinase activity
Source: RefSeq, a predicted model, not a curated record